Messenger RNA from Hylaeus anthracinus, 1033 nucleotides. It is a transcript of the gene ND-24, whose product is annotated as NADH dehydrogenase [ubiquinone] flavoprotein 2, mitochondrial. Gene Ontology annotation, biological process: mitochondrial electron transport, NADH to ubiquinone. NCBI's taxonomy places the organism in Eukaryota, Metazoa, Arthropoda, Insecta, Hymenoptera, Colletidae. Bases 228 to 959 code for a protein of 243 amino acids. The record is from RefSeq and is a predicted model, not a curated record. Gene Ontology annotation, molecular function: NADH dehydrogenase activity. The transcript is spliced from 4 exons.
CGUAAAGAUUUAUAAUAAAGCAGACGAUACGAAAUAUGUGAUAAAUCUAAAUAUAAUUCCGUAUAAAUCCCUACCAUUGAUCGCGGAACACAACAGCGUCUACUUAGAACAUCUAGUGACUUUAAUAGUACCAAACCAGACCAAACCAAACUAAACCAAACAUAAGAAAUCGGAGAAGCGAAGUGACAAUUGGAUUUAUUUAGUUAAUAUACGAGAAUCUUCUAAUCAUGUUUCGCUCUUUACGCACAAUUUGUGCGUUAUACAACUGUAAAAAUGUUAGAGGCCUGAAGACUUCGGUUAUUCGCACAUCUGAUCAGUUAUUUACCCAUCGGGACAGUGAAGUUGAUAACCCAAAAAUACCAUUUGAAUUCAAUGAAGAAAAUAAAAAACGUAUUGAAGCUCUUCUAAAGAUUUAUCCAGAAGGGCAUAAACGUGGUGCAAUGAUACCUUUGCUAGAUUUAGCUCAACGUCAACACGGUUGGCUACCUAUCUCUGCUAUGCACAAAGUAGCUGAAAUAUUAAAUGUGCCGCAUAUGAGAGUGUACGAAGUAGCCACAUUUUAUACAAUGUUCAAUAGAAGGCCAAUGGGAAAGUACCACGUACAAAUCUGUACGUGUACUCCAUGUUGGUUGCGAGACUCUGAUUCUAUAGUGGAUGCUGUAACUAAAGCUACAAAUUGCAAAAUUGGAGAAAUGUCUGAAGACAAGCUGUUCACAGUAUCUGAAGUGGAAUGUCUUGGUGCUUGUGCUAAUGCACCAAUGUUUCAAGUCAAUGAUGACUACUAUGAAGACUUGACUCCUGAAAGUGCUACUACUAUAAUAAACGCGUUAAAGAAAGGAGAAAGACCACCACCAGGCCCACAGAAUUCACCUAGAUUCGCAGCAGAUCCCGCUGGUGGUUUGACGUCGUUAACAUCUCCGCCACCAAAACCUGGAUUUGGCGUUAGAUCCGAUCUGUAACUGUACCCUGACAGAGUCAGUGCACUGUAUAAUCUGUAAAUGAUCUAGUAAUAAUUACGUGUUUGAAUAGACAG